Molecule: messenger RNA, 2096 nt
Organism: Poecilia reticulata (guppy)
Lineage: Eukaryota; Metazoa; Chordata; Actinopteri; Cyprinodontiformes; Poeciliidae
Source: RefSeq, a predicted model, not a curated record
UCGCCUUGACUGAACUUCACAUGUUGGGUUUUAGGAGGCCACCUGUCCCCAGGUGAGUCCGACUCGUUCUGCUCUUUCUGCGCGCUGAUUGGACAAACCGGCACGUGCGUGACUGCGGGAGGUGACACCUGUUGCUGCGCGUGGGAGGAAAUCUGCAGCUUUGCUCGCACUGAACUCACAUCACAGGCAGAGAUUCACCCUCUCACCAAACUUUCCUCUCCUCCUGCAGCUUUAGGACCAGAACCCGGACCUGGACCCGGUUCUGGUUCGGCACGGAGGAUUUUUCCCCGCCUCGCUUCCCGUCCCUGGAGAGUCCGGCGCGCUUUACGCACCGCGGCGCGGAGGAGACGCGGCGGCGCGUUCAGGUCUGGAUCCGCUCGGUUAAUCGGUGAAGCUCCGAUCCCGACGUUUGUCUUCAGUUUCACCUGUUUUAGGAAAAACCGAAGAUCAUCCAGCAGAAAUCAGCUGUCAGAAAAAUUAAAGAUUAAUUAUUCAGAUUCCCUGCAAAGCCUGAACGUUCAGUUUUAACGUUUAUUUAUGAUUUUAUUGAUGUUUUAUGACAUUAUUGUGUAAAUUCCGUGUUUUAAAAGCAGUAAAAUGUUAAGCAGUGACGCAGGUUUGGUGACUUUAGUUUCUCUCCUGAUUUAAAACCCUCCAGUAUAACAGCAGCUGCUGUGAGGACGGACGCUGCGUGACUCCAGUCAGGCUGUGGGCCAACAGGCGGCAGCAGCUCUGAGGAGGGAAGGAAGAAAUUAGGAACCAGCAGCAGCCAAACUGCAGGAUUUUCCCAGAAAAUAUCAGAACGUUCUGGAUUUGUGAGCUUUAACUGAGUUGGCGGUUCAGAACCUGAGCGACCUGCGUGGAGGACUUUGGUUUUUCUUUUCUGAGUCUGCAUGUCGAAGCUCUGAAUGGCUCAACCUGAAGAGCAACACAGCAUCAUACUGCCAUCGCCGGGUCUCCUGCUGCACAGACUCACUUAAACGACAUCGUUGGUGUUUCCAUGGAAACGCUGGCCUCUAUGUGGGAACAUGAUCUUGACCCCACCGACCUCUGUGACCUCGAUGAGAGCAGAAACAUGCUGCCGUCUUUGUGGGAUUCCAAGUGGGCUUUCACUCCCCCUGCUGGCCUGAUGUGGACACAGCAGCUCUCGCCUCACCUCCAGAGGAACAAACAGCUGCAGGAUGCGCUGCAGCAGAGGGAGGAGGAGCUGGCCAGGCUGCAGGAGGAGAACCGCAAACUCAGACGAUUCCUCAGUUCCUCUUUCAUGACGAACCUGCAGGAAAAAGCCAAGAAACUGACAGCAGACAGGAGGAAUCUGAAGAGAAACCAGAGCAGCUUCGAUCAUGAACCCUCCCAGGUCAGAGGUCGUCCGUUCUCCAAGCAGAUCACCAAGAGAGUCUGCCGAAACCUGACUGCUGAGUUCUGCUCUGAGUCCUCUGCCGGGUCAGCCUCCCCAGAACCAAGCCUGAAUCUCUGGGUGCUGCGAAUGUUGGGCCUGAAGGACCAGAACACCAUCGAUACGUCCAGCGAAUCAGAGUCCAGCUUAAGGGAUCUGGUGUACUGCGAUGCCUUCGGUUCCCCGGUGUCCACCCCCUCCUCUGUCCACAGCUACUGCCAAACCACCGCAGGGGAGACGGACCACCCGUCCUCUGAAGGCGCCUUUCCUGCCAGGCCAGCACCAACCUGCUCCGGACCUGUCGGCGCCUUGCCUCGCUCUGCGCUGACAGAGAUCUGCUCCACCAGAGGCGUCCAGCCGCUGGAGUCCAGCUGGAUCCCAACCGAGCAACUCUGCUUCACCUCCAGGUCGUCUUCCGGUUCUGUCCUGAACAAAUCUCAGGCGCCCUCUAGUGGCUGCAGCGCUACGUCAUCGCAGUCGCUUCACAAACCGACAGAUUUGGCUUUCAGCAUGUCCCUCAGUCCGUCCAGCAGCGUGAAGACACACAGCUUCCCCCAGGGACAGGCCUUCAUCAGGAAGGACACGGGGGGCCGGUGGAACUUCACAUGGGUUCCCCGACAGGAACCAUAGCUGGCCCGAAGGAACGGUAACGGACCCGAAGGAACCGCAACCGACCCGAAGGAACCGUAUCCGACCCGAA